UAUCACGCCUGCUACCACCCAUCCUAGAUGAGUGUCACGUAGUUGAGGAAGAUUCGUACCAAGGCUAAAGUGGUCAGGCUUCAAAAUAUCGAAGAAAAGCUCUCCUCCGAUAAGCAUGUCGACCUUUUCUGGAUGGAAGAAACGUGGAUCGGCGAGCUGGAUGCCUUCUGGAAGUUUCCAUGAAUCAAAAUCGAUCCUUACGUUCGGAAUAAUACCAGUCACUUUGGGAGUAACCAGGCACUCAAUUGGGCUUAUUCUACGAGUGGAGUGACGUGAGAUUGUUCGAAUGACGUGAGAAGAGUCGUAUAGCCCCAUUUGAAUAACAUGGUCACCUCACGUGAGAAUCGCUAAAAUUGACUCACCUCACGUCACUCGACUCGUAGAAUAAGCCCAAAUAUUUGCUUGAAAACCUCCGUAGCUUGAUCGAAAUUUAAUGAAGACUUUAUCCCGAGCUAGGCUUCUCAAAGCGUUGAUUCCUGUGAUUGGGACGUUAGCUUGCAUCUUAGGAGCACCAAGGCGGUUUGCCAUUUCCUCAGUGACGAAAUUUACUUGAGACCCACUGUCAAGUAAAACUCGGCACGGAUGUGGUCGGUUAUGUUUGUCUAUGGCUUGGACGACUGCAGUGAGCAGUAGAACGGUCUUCGAUGCUGGAACAUAGUUACUUGAGCAAGUAGUGGAUACGGAUUGAUCCACCACCGGAACAGGAGGUUGAAUAGCAGCUUCUUGAUUGACGAUUCGAGGUGACUGUGGGCAAGCGACAUUUGUUUUGCCCUCUUGGCUGUUGUUCCGUCCGGUUUCUUCGUGGAGGAGGGUAUGGUGUCUUUUGCUGCAUCGUUGGCAUGUUUUGCUCGACGUACAUUCUCUCGACUGAUGGCCCUUGCGGAGGCAGUUGUAGCACAAACCAGUUGCUCGAACCUUUUCUGCCCGUUGUGUGGCAGUUAGUUGCUUGAACGUUUCACACUGGAAGUUGAAAUGUCCACCACCACAGAUUUGACACGACGCUUGAUAGGUACUGGAGCUUUUGGUGGCUGCAUUUGUUUUUAGCGGUGGCAUCUUGCUAAUGCUUGACAUGGCUUUUGUCUUGGGAACUGUUGGCUGAGAUAGAGCUCGUGAUGAUUCACACUGUUCCAAGAUUUGGCAGUUCGUCUUGAGGAAGAAAAUAGUUUGAUCGUAUUUCGGAAGCUCUCCUCUCUGCUGGGUGCGCUCCCAAGCCAUUCGCGUUGAAUCGUCCAAAGCAGUUACGAUGAGGUACACUACGAUGUGUUCAGAAAUCCCAAUCAGCUCCUGUUUCUGGAACCGUAUCGGCGUGGCUUCUUUGGCGGAACAAUCCUCUCAAUUUCUGCAUCGUUUCCGGUGUCACUCCCUCUUCCCAAGUGAAUCCAUGAAAUGAACCGGACGAAACAGAUCUUGAGCCUUGCCCGCUUGGAGGAGGAGGCAAUUUCGAUUGAUUCAAUAUCGGUACGUUUUGCGAUUGCUCCUCUUGCACUUGCUUUUCUUGUACCUGCUCUCCUUGCACUUGCUUCACCGGAGAAUGUUCCAGCGGCAUUUUCGAUAUAGUCUUCAGCUACUCUUCUAAACGGCAACGUAGCCCGCGAUGAAUGUAUUAUUCGGUACUCUCAAUCACUUUUUACGGAAAUGUUCAAACUCUUUGUCAGGCACUCGCGGUGGAUUUAGUAUCCAGACUCUUAGGUUACUCGCUCCGGAAAUUUUCAAAGCUAUUUUCACCACACUAUAAUCGCGACGGAAAACACUGUUCUGAUUCGCAACACUAACGCCGACGCAACUGUACCACUUUGAGCAAGCACGCACUUGAUUGGUCUUGUUUGAAUUUUUCAAAAUGGCGUCACUUUUCGAACCACGUUCGUCUUGUUUGAAUUUUUCAAAAUGGCGACACUUUUCGAACCACGUUCGUCUUAUUUGAAUUUUUCAAAAUGGCGUCAUUUGUUGAACCACCGAAUGGGUAGUGUAGAAAACAGUAGAAAAAGAUGAUUUCCGGAUUCAAGAUGUGUAACGUGUUCUUUCGGGAUGGAUUUGGCCCUCCGUGUUACUGGAGACCUCUCGUGGAUGGGUACCGGUCCUUCCGUUGGUAGCCUCUCGAUGGCUGGAUUCCGAUCCGGUUCGACUGGACCAAUUUAUGUUCCGUAACAAUGGACCAUAAGACUUGGUGGAGGGUAAUCGUCGUAAACUUUGGAAUGACACGGAAGUGUCCUUGGAUUACGAUUCCCUUGGAUGGAUGGAUCUUCGGAAGUGGACUGUAUUAAUAAAGACCGGUUCGAAUUAAUUAACACAUUAACACUUAAUUCUACUUUAUUUUUGAAAACGCUCUACACUGUUCGAGAUCUUAUACGCGACUGUACUUCGUUCCAAAUUUUCCGCUCGCACGCUCUCGUUCGCCGGCCGGCUUAAUAGCAUUGCGGGUCGCUGUCUUCUCAAAGUCGACGCUGCGUCAAUAUUGGGCGUCGCUGCUGUGACGAACGGAACACCCACCGUUCUGGGCAUUUUGACCAAUGUGGCAUAUAAGAAGGUGCUGAUGAAGUGAAAUCAAGCCUUCUUAUAUACUACAUUGAUCAAAAUGCUCGGAACGGUGGGUGUAGUUGACCUCCGCAAACGUCAAAUUAGAGACAAGCUGGCGGCCAUUACCCCUUGCGGAAAACUGGAUAUACGUACACAAUCAUAUAAAAUCUAUUCAGAAAUGCGAUUAACAACGGUUUUUUUUAAAUUGUUCAUGUUUUUGUCUUAAUUUAGUUAAAUAAAAGGUGGCGAAAUUUGGCACAUUAAAUAUGGUGAUUUCAAUUAUCGCCACUGGCGAAAUUCCAUUCAUAGUUCUGAAAUUUAAACCUGAGUUAAUUUUCGCCACCAUAUCAACAGCAUCGUUGUAUUCUUAUUUUUAUUUGGAUUCGUCAAUUUAAAACAGAUUUUGUGAGCGCGCAAUACGUGUUGUCUAAGCUCCGGGCGCUAAUGGAUUCAAUAUCCGUUCAAACCACUAUUUCAAGAGGACAAGAAAGGGGGGUGAAAAUUGGACAAAUCAAGCAUCCGAAAGAUAUUCAAUUUGCAAAAAAGAGCUAACCGCGGUGGAGGUUGGUACUCUGAUACUGAUGGCUUUUCCGCAAACGUGACCUUUAAGUGGUCUUGUUGUGUAGGGGUUAUCACGCCUAUCUAGAGAGUAGGAGGUUGAGGGUUUGAGUCCCUCCAAGACAUGUGGAUUCUUUUUCGCAAAUUUCAUAUCAAUUUGUCCAUUUCGAAACAUGUGCUGUGCAUAUGCACAGCCAAGAUAUUUAACAAAAAAAUGAUUUUCGUACGGCCGAGUUGCCGAAUAAUAUGCAAUUAAUUGGUGGUGAAAUAUGAAAAUGUGUGGCGAAAAUUAAAUCUGAAUACUUGCUAAUUAAACGGCAUAUUUAUAUAAAAGCAAUAAUUUAUCGUUGCUUGAAGCUUGAAGCAACGAAAAAAGCUAAAGUGGGGGCUGCAGAUCGCAAAUUCUGAACUCAAGGACGGUUUAGAUAACCCAGGAUGUCCCAAACCAUCUUACCUUGUCUUCUGGUCUUCUGGAAUAUGUUAUGGACAUAGUUGAAUACACAUCCAAGCUUGGAGUGACGAAAAAAGUCACUGAUUGUGAUUGGUGUACCAUGGCAAAGAACCGAUUAGAAUGACGACGUGAUCGCCCCUAACUGACAAUAGUUCCAGAGCUAUUCAAUCAAAUUUGCUAGGUAAGGAGCAAUUUUACAUAAUAAUCCCGACACUUCCACAAUAAUUAGAUUUUUCUGCAUGUUGCAACAAUUUGAGAGAUAAACGUGCGUUUAGGGUGGCGAAAUAUAGUGCUUCUACCCUACAAUAGCAAAGAAUUAUUUGCUUUUAUAGCUUUGUGGCGAAAUUUUGGUACGUUAUUUAGAAUACAUAAAUGAAUCAUUUAUUUGAGGAACUGCAUAGGGUAGAGAACAAUUUGGGGAGUACCCCAUAUUCCCGUCCGCAAUGUUCAUUACUCGAUCGCAUUACAACUGAAUUACUUGUUUUUUAGUACAUGGUUAGUUUCUGUCGAUAUCCAGUGAUGUAUAAAAAAUCAAGCCAUUUGGUUGGAACGCGGUCGAGUAAUUAACAUUGCGGACGGGAAUAGGGGGUGCUGCCCAAAUGGUCCCGCUUCCUAUAUCCAUUUUGCGCAAUUCCGACAACAAAACAGCAAAAAACUAUUUUCGAACAAAUUGGCACCGAAUCUUUUGAUUUCUUCGAUACAGAUCAAUAGUUUAUGGCAAAACUCAGUAUUCUGGAGCACUUAAAAUUCAAAAACUGCAAGCAAUACUCCAUAACUGAUCUUCAUAUGCAAAAAAAAUCACACAUCUCCGAAAAAAAAUCCUGUUUUUUGCCAGCAUAGGUAUUUACAUACGCACAUACGCAGUUUCUCAAACAAACGGUUCAAACGUGAAAAUUUGCAAAAAACAUGAAACUUUAUAUGUCACUCGGUUUCAGACCUUCACUCGGUAAAAAUGAUUCUCGUUAGAGUACUGAUGGAUAUAAGGUUUAUCUGUCAGGUGGAAGCUGACAUGGUAAUGAUAUUAAAUAACAAAUGACAUGAGUUGAAUCGAGUUUUACUAUUCUCAUGACCAUGUAAUUCAAAUUGGAGUAUUAUCGACAAUGUUCUCAUUUGAUAAGAGGAUCGACUCACUUGAGAUUAGCUCAAACCGGUUCAACUCUUAAUCACUUAAUCCGUAGAAUAAGCCCAAAUAUGUUCAAUCGAAGAUAAUUAGUGCUCACAAGCAAUAUACAUACAGGAAAGUUGAUCCGAUAUUGAAAAACCUGUUUUCAUUUUGUUUUAUUAGUUUGCUAUUCCGAAGAUUUUUUUUUUAAUUUUCUUCUGAGUUGCAAGAGUAAAAUAUACGUUGAACAUAUUAUUGUUAUCAUUUACUCACUUGCCUCACCGUACCUCAUUAGUUUUUGAAAAAUCAAUGGAAUAUCGGCUUUUGAAAUGUUGGACUAAAUCUUAGUAGUGUAAAAUGUAGUACCCAAGCUAUCUUGAAUAAAUGGGUGUACGAUUGUUUUAGUUUUUGAAUAUGUUAAUCUUUAACUGAGACUGUAUCCAAUACAAAAUUACCACACUGCUAAACAUCUGUUUCCUGGUUUUUACGAAUGUUCCUUAUACAAUAUCAUUACCACAAUACAUAAACAAAUCGUAUUGUUGACUAAAAAAUUAUAUUUCUGUCUAAACGUAAGAUUUCUUAUUGUUAUUAUCGAUACAAUUGUUGCAAUAAAAGAUUACUUUCCUUAAAUGUUUAAUAGUCAUACGAUAUACAAAUGUUUUUAGUCAAUUACUGACUUUGCUGGUAAGCUUUCUCAUAUUAUAUUAUAUUAGCAUUCUACUAAACUUAUCGUUCCUUACUAUGUUCAUCAAAUCGGGUCUCUGUUGUGCAAACUACAGUAGUUACUAAUUACUAAAACUGCUGCUAUUAAUAUUCUUAACAUUCGGUUAUGCACGGCGCAGUAACGCCUACAUUACGAGUUGUGUGUUACUUGUUUUACGAGUUACGAAUUGCGAAGCAAUCGUUUUGAAAUGAUUUUUCCUUCUUUUAUUACCUAAGGCAGUGAUAUAUUUCAGAUUUUGCAUUCUAUUUUCAUGUUGUUUCGCUGUCAAUUGUUUCCAGCGAGUGAAUGUUUUAUACGUGAUGGGGGCAUGCAACUCUCUGAGAGUUAGUUAAGUUUAUUGUUAUCGAAGGUGAGAACAGCAAUAAGUUGUUGAGACAUACCUUCAAUCCGGGGUAUGAACGGGGCUCUUUGUUUUACGUUUUUCAUUGGCAUUACACUCCCACUACGACAUUUCUCAGCUUGUUUAUUAAGCACUUAUAAAGUUAUAAACUGCUAGGUUUCUUAGCAAAGUUACAAUUUUUUAAUUCGUAUUGUGAGGCUAAAAUGUAUUACUUUACUACACUCAGCGAACUGGACUAUCGAAUUCCAUAAUUGGCGGCCAACCAACAGUGCUUUUCAAACCUUAUUAAGAUGGGCGUGGUUGAAACCCAGCUUAUGAUUCUUACCCAGUCUGCCACACUUUGCUUUUUUUUAAUAAACAUAAUUUUUCAGAACGAGCGCACCCUAACAGUUCCUCGGUGGUGACGGAAUCCUAAGAGAAUUUUAUCUUCUUAUGUUUGACGUCAUUCACCGUGAGCGGAACUUGCUUCUCAAUGAGGCACUUUCUGUUAAUCUUUCUCAUGUCUUCGUGGAGGACAUAACCGUGCUGGUGAAAAAAAGGAUGUAAUAAGACCCGAGCGUACGGUCCAUAUCGCUGCUCAACAGCGAUAACAAAUUGUUUUUUCGAUUGAACGCAUAAGGCGGACCACCGCGUUCCGAAUGAUGGACAGAAAUGUUCGAACUUAGAUAGAACAUAGAACACAACAUCCUUCAGGUCACUCCAAUCUCUAUCACCUUCAUUACCGAAGUGCCUGUAAGCCCAUCAGCUGCGAUCGGAUGAGGCAUUCGCUUCUUUUCGGCACCAUGUGAUCGCUCGGGUUCAACGGAGAACUCCUCACUAUGUUUGCUUAUUUUUCAAAAUAAAAAUAAUUUUUCAUAAAGUAGGAUGGGGCAAGAUGGCAAACUAAGGCAAACUAUGAAUGUCUCAAAACAGAAACAUUUUUAUUCAACUUUUUUACGUGGAUCAAUGAAAAUGAUGAAAAUAGCUCAUAAUCUGUAAGCCAGGGAUAUGGAAUAACAAAAACUCCACUUUUUAUUCCAUUUUGAGUAAUUAAAGUAGAAGUCUAUUUUUCUGUCAAUCAAAAAAUGGCGGGUAAAGAUGGGUCAAACAGCGGGGCAAGAUGGGUCACCUUUAAAUUCUGCAUUGUUUUUAUUCCCAAUAUUGAAUUACACACAGAUAGAUAGCUUUAUUGCCAAUGAUUUUAUUGAAUAAAAAAGUAUUUUUAUCUUCGGAUGAAGAAAUGGCUCUACAUUUACAAAUGUCUGCAAAUUAUUAAGAAAACAAGCCGUCUGUGUAUUGCUUUCUUAAAGACAAAAUAUAUUAUAAAUUUUUAAUAAACAAAUUAACAGCAUUAUAUCAAAAGUAACCUUACAAUGAUUAAACUAGCGAUGGAAAAUAUGUUUUGAAUACGAACUAUGCCCUUCCGUAUGUGCUGACCCAUAUUGCCCCAUUUGUAAGUUCAUGUUAAAAUGUCUAAUUUUCGAUCAAAUUUAUUUAUUUCAACACAGUUAGUACAACAUCACCAUUCACUAUGUUACUAAACAUGUUUAAAUUUAACAUUGCUCGACGAGGUUACACGUUUUAUAGAAAGUGUGUUUCGCAUAAGAAACAAUGCUGAAAAAUAUUUUACGUUGCCAUACUCUACCAAAAUGAAAUUUUAUCAUCAAAUUGAGUGACAAUAAAGAAGAACCAAAUUAUUCCUCCAACAAAGUCAAAAUCUCCACAUUAAAUGUACACGAUACUCAAAAACGGCUCUGACCCAUCUUACCCCGUGACCCAUCUUGCCCCGCCUAACCCUUGCAUGUAGAAAAUCAUAUCGAUUCCAUGGGGCAAAAUUCCACAAGGGGCGCUGUUUCAACAUAACCAAGAUGAGCGUGUUGAAUGCUUCGGGAGAUGUAAAUUCCCAGAUGUAAAUUAGCUAAAUUAGCAUGUCUGCUGGUUACCGGCUGCGACUAACGAAAAGAUGCCGCGAUUGUGUGUGAUGCAUAGGCUAGCGGAACUCUGAUCUGUCACAUUGAGGAAAAGUAGAAAAAGGUAAACAAACAGAUUAUCUUUUUCGUUCGUUUUUGAAAUUAUUUUUUUUCGAUUUUAUUGAAUAUGAAUUAUUAGUUUUUCACUUCCAGAAGGAAGCUUUAAGUCGGAAAUGUCUAAUUUAUCUUUUCAACCACAAAUUUGUGUCGAUUAUCACUCGUUUACUUACUAGUUUUCAGAGGGUUCAUUUCUGCUGUUACAAUGUGCAAAACACAUAAUGCGGAACAGUUGUGGCACAGAAAAACCAGGGAAUAAAUCUUACAUAAGAUUAAUGUGAAAUGUGCUGUAAUUAAAUAAUAUGAACUCCAUUCUCCGCUGUACUUACUGAAUUCGCAGAUCCUGGUAUACGGAAAAUGGGUCAACAAUCGGUAAGAUAGCAUUUGUGUUGUACGAUAUGCCGAAAUUAACUUUUUGUUUCAUUUACAGAACUUUAUGCUGCAAACAAUAAGAGUGGAAGUAGAUAUUGUGGAUCUUUUUGACUUCGCUGAAGGGAGCACGAGAAACUGGAAGGAAGGCAAUGAAAUUUUCAACAACAAUCAUGUGGUCAUUGCAGGUGUGAGCAAAAUUGUCGAAAAAUCGGUGCACAUAUUUUGCAGCUGCCUCCGAGGGACAAAUCCAUCAGAAACUCCUAGGGAAGUUCGGAUGGUAACAUCCAGAUUACUCAAGGACUGGAGUAUAUGGUGCUCGUGCCCCGCUGGAAACUAUCGAUGUAAACACCAGUUCGCAUGUCUUCUGUACAUUCACCGUAACAAGGAUCUUGAAAUACUUUCUACAACUGACAUACGUCAGCAGUGGAGCAAAGUGGCCAAAAUACAAGCUCAAAAUCUCUACGAACCAGUGCCAUUAUCAUCACUUUGCAAUCUACGAAAGAAAGUCACAACGGCAACCAUAUCAGAUGACCUCACCACUUCGAUCUUCAAUAUGUUCAUUUCCGAAUUACCUUCGUCAGCUCUUGCAAAGACAAUGAGUGGUCGUAACACAUUGAGGCCGACAUUGGAAGCAAACGACUCUUCGGUUUUGCCAUCUGCCACCCAGUUAGAUCAAUCGGUACCUCACACGUGGAAGCCAGAAGUACCCGAAUGGAAACCUCGGCAACGUGAACAACCUGUAGCCGUGACCACUGUUAACAACGAUGAAAUCCAGCUGGGAUUGGAAUACUUAAAACCGUUUUUCUCGAUUAGGAAUUUAACAUCAAAAUGGAAAUACUAUUUCGGACCAUUACGCGACUCUAGUCUGCACUUGUUCUAUGAAACACGCGUUUGUGUAGCUGUCGGCGAUAAUACAUCCAAUGGAAAAACGACUUUCUCCUUUGCUGUAUGGAAAAGAAAUGGAAGGACAUGCUCUGAACUGUUACAGACAGAAACACAAAGGAAAACGAAUUAUUAGAAUGGGACUUAUAAUACCACCAUCUGCGCCAUUCCUUGGUUGUUCUCCCGAUGCUAUUGUAUUGGAAGAUGCAAAAUUGGUUGAGAUAAAGUGUCCAUUCUCAGGAAAGUACAAAACCUUGAGUGAGGUAUUAGGAAAACUGAAAUGGAUUGAAAAGAAAGACAACAAGUACAUGCUACGGAAAAGACAUGCCUACUAUGGGCAAGUUCAACUUGCAAUGUGUUUAACCAGAACGAAAACAGCAGAUUUGGU
Messenger RNA from Armigeres subalbatus, 9337 nucleotides. RefSeq lists its product as uncharacterized. Gene Ontology annotation, molecular function: zinc ion binding. NCBI's taxonomy places the organism in Eukaryota, Metazoa, Arthropoda, Insecta, Diptera, Culicidae. Bases 8132 to 9085 code for a protein of 317 amino acids. The transcript has 3 exons. The record is from RefSeq and is a predicted model, not a curated record.